This is a messenger RNA of Arachis ipaensis, 3427 nucleotides long. RefSeq names its product homeobox-leucine zipper protein HDG2. The record is from RefSeq and is a predicted model, not a curated record. Gene Ontology annotation, biological process: regulation of DNA-templated transcription. Gene Ontology annotation, molecular function: DNA-binding transcription factor activity, RNA polymerase II-specific; lipid binding; DNA binding. NCBI's taxonomy places the organism in Eukaryota, Viridiplantae, Streptophyta, Magnoliopsida, Fabales, Fabaceae.
UAAAUGCAAUUGCACCCUCUCAACACGCUCUGCAAUUACUCUUCGCUGCUUCUGUUCCCUCCCUCCUUCCGUUUCUUUCCUCCUUCAAUGCUUUUCCAUUUCUCCCUAUCUCAAUCUCUUUUCCCUUCUUCUCCUUUCUCCUCCUCCUUCCUUCUCACCGUAAAUUAACUCUCUUUCUUUUACCAUACUAAGAUCCAAAACGAAAAAAACUAUAACCGUUUCCAAAGUCUCUUCUAUUGAACCAAAAAGGUUCCUCUUUUUCUUCAACGAGUUGAUUAAAUGCUUUUGUUCCCAAUACUACAGAUCUGCACAAGCACUCUCAUCACUGAAAAGCACAUAAUCAAAGAGCUAGCUAACUGAAGCUGAACCCUUACCUCCGAAAAUCAAAUAAGGUUCACUGUGUUCUCUAUAUAUGUGUGUCCACCAUAGUAGCGAGUGUUGGUUGUUUUGAGGGUUUGUGAAAAAAGAAAGAAUAUGAUCCCGGCGAGAAACAGAAACAUGCGUUCGGUUAUUGGAAGGAAUUACUACGAAAACGACGUCGUUUCUGCUGCUGGGUUUGGAUCCUCAUCACCUCUCAGUCUUUCUUAGAUUGAAGAAUUAUCAUCAUAAAGGGUGUUGGUGAGGAAUCUUGAAAGAUCUGUUAGAAAUAUGUUCCAACCAAACAUGACUGAAGCUGUUGGUGGCCUUCACUAUCAUCAUCAGUAUCAUCCUUUUGAUAUGGCUCAGAACACAACAACAUCGGAGAGUGAUGUACCGAGAAUUCGAGAGGACGAGUUAUUCGACAGCGCCACCAAGUCCGGCAGUGAGAACCUUGAGGUUGAAGGUGGUGGAGGAAGUGGUGGUGGUGGUGAAGGUGGUUCUGCUGGGGAAGACCAAAACCCUCGCCCUAAUAAGAAGAAACGCUAUCACCGCCACACCCAACACCAGAUCCAAGAGAUGGAAGCUUUCUUUAAGGAGUGCCCUCACCCAGAUGACAAGCAAAGGAAGGAGCUGAGUAGGGAGUUAGGGUUAGAGCCAUUGCAAGUGAAGUUCUGGUUCCAGAACAAACGCACUCAAGUGAAGACUCAAACUGAAAGGAGCGAGAACUCACAGCUUAGAGCGGAAAAUGAGAAGCUUAGAGCAGAUAACAUGAGGUAUAGGGAAGCACUAAGCAAUGCAUCGUGCCCUAGUUGUGGUGGCCCAACCGCCAUAGGGGAAAUGUCAUUCGAUGAACAUCACCUCAGGCUUGAAAAUGCACGUCUUAGGGAAGAGAUUGAUCGAAUUUCAGCAAUUGCAGCCAAGUACGUAGGCAAGCCUGUGGUGAACUAUUCAAACCUCUCCCCUUCCCUCCCACCUCGGCCGCUAGAACUCGGCGUUAGCGGUGGCAGUGGCGGCUUUGGAGGUGGUAGUGACAUGUACAGUGGUGGUGCCGGAGACUUCCUGAGGUCGAUAAACGGGCCCUCGGAAGCAGACAAGCCGCUGAUAAUUGAGCUGGCUGUUGCAGCCAUGGAGGAGCUAGUUGGGAUGGCACAAAUGGGUGAGCCACUUUGGUUGACAAUGACCUCCAUUGACGGUGGCACUUCCACUGUGCUCAACGAGGAUGAGUACGUCAGAACCUUCCCUCGUGGAAUUGGCCCCAAACCUGCUGGGUUCCGAUCCGAAGCUUCUAGAGAAACCGCUGUUGUUAUCAUGAACCAUGUUAACCUCGUCGAAAUUCUCAUGGAUGUGAACAAUUGGUCGACAAUGUUCUCUGGUAUAGUCUCAAGAGCUAUAACUAUAGAAGUGCUAUCAACAGGAGUUGCUGGGAACUACAAUGGUGCCUUACAAGUGAUGAGUGCAGAAUUACAAGUACCUUCUCCACUUGUGCCAACUCGAGAGAGCUAUUUUGUGAGAUAUUGUAAGCAGCAUGUAGAUGGGAGUUGGGCAGUGGUGGAUGUGUCGUUGGAUCAUUUGCGCCCUGGUCUUACUCCAAGAUCUAGAAGAAGGCCUUCUGGUUGCUUAAUCCAUGAAAUGCCCAAUGGUUAUUCUAAGGUGACAUGGGUUGAGCAUGUGGAAGUGGAUGAUAGAGGUGUUCCUAACCUUUACAAGCAGCUUGUAAACUCUGGGCAUGCAUUUGGUGCAAAACGUUGGGUUGCAACUUUGGAUAGACAAUGUGAGAGGCUUGCUAGUGCCAUGGCAACAAACGUUCCUACCGUAGAUGUUGGAGUGAUAACAAACCAAGAAGGGAGGAAGAGUAUGCUGAAGCUGGCAGAGAGAAUGGUGAUGAGCUUUUGUGGUGGAGUGAGUGCGUCAACAGCACACACGUGGACAACGCUGAAUGGGACAGGUGUCGAUGAUGUCAGAGUCAUGACACGAAAGAGCGUUGAUGAUCCUGGAAGACCACCUGGCAUUGUUCUAAGUGCUGCCACUUCCUUUUGGCUUCCAGUUCCUCCCAAAACAGCCUUUGAUUUCCUCCGUGAUGAGAAUUCAAGAAGUGAGUGGGAUAUUCUUUCAAAUGGUGGAGCAGUGCAAGAAAUGGCGCACAUUGCAAAUGGAAGAGAUACCGGAAAUUGUGUGUCGCUACUUAGAGUCAAUAGUGCAAAUUCAAGCCAGAGCAACAUGUUGAUACUACAAGAGAGUUGCACAGAUUCAACAGGCUCCUUUGUAGUUUAUGCUCCUGUGGACAUUGUUGCCAUGAAUGUGGUUUUGAAUGGAGGGGACCCAGAUUAUGUGGCACUUCUUCCUUCAGGAUUUGCCAUCCUCCCCGAUGGAAGUUCUGGCGGCUGCGGCACCGGCAUUGGUGGUGAAACAAAUGGCCCUACUGGCGGAGGCGGUGGUGGCGGAGGUGGUUCUCUAUUGACGGUUGCAUUCCAAAUAUUGGUUGAUUCAGUUCCAACGGCUAAGCUUUCUCUUGGGUCAGUUGCAACCGUUAAUAGUCUUAUUUCUUGCACUGUUGAGAGAAUCAAGGCUUCUUUAUCUGGUGAUCCUGCUUCACUAUGAUUGAAUCAUCAUGUGCUUAUACAAGAAGGAUAUAAUGAUUGGUAUUUUGGAAAACAUAAAAGAUGAAGUGUUGAGGAAAUUGGGAUUUAUACAGAAUGAUGUGGAGAAGUCAAGAACGCACCUUGCAUGAUAUUCCUUCUCGGGUUCGGGAAUUGACUUCCCUGGACAAAAAAAAGUAAAAACACUACUAAGACCUUAAUUAAUUAGUGUCCUUCAACAUUUCCAAGACUUCUAUAAUAUAGCUUUAGGGAGGAUUAACCUUUUGGGUAACUAGCUAGUUCUUAAUUAUAUUCAAUUGGUGUUAACUUUUAAUUUUGCUGUAGACACUCUAAGCUACCACUAGUUGGUGAUGGCAAGUUUGCACCACUAGGCUUCCUCUUUCAUCCAUUUAUGGGUUUUGAAAUCGACAUUGUGUUCGAUUAUGCAAAGUAGCUAGAGAGCUUUGACAUUCAUUUAAUUUUUUGUCUCA